AUGGGCCCUUUGAACAUGUUAUCAUUGGAGGUAUCGUACCAAAGGUUGGGUCAGAUGGUCCAGCCUCCUAGAUUGGUUAGAGAAAUUGACUGGGGAAACUACUUGUUUCCGGUUGAUAAGUUCAAGCAGAGACAUUAUUCGAGAGUUGAAAAGUAGGUUUCGGCAUAAUUUUUUUUGUAUUUGGCAUUACUUGUAAGAAAAAUGUUUUUUACAUACAGAUACGCCAUCAUGACAAUGGCCAAAUGUUACACGGAGUUUCACAUUGAUUUUGCUGGAACGUCUGUGUGGUACCAUUUGAAAAAAGGUACCAAAUACUUCUUUUUAAUAGAACCAACACCGAUUGCACUACAUUUGUAUGAAGAAUUCAUUUGUGCUUACCGUAGUGGAGUUUCUGUGGGAUUCUUCGGGGAUGUUGUUGAUGGUAAGUUAGUUUUACUUUAUUUUAAAAUAUAAAAAAUAGUCCUACAUUAAUUUUUCUAUAUUCAUCAUAUCAUUUUAAAAGUGAAAGUUCCAAUAAUAACCUAUUUCAAAUUUUGAUCUUUUAGGAAAAUGCACAAGAGUCAAAAUGACCGCAGGCCAAACACUCAUCCUCCCAGCUGGCUGGAUUCACGCUGUCUACACCCCAGAAGACUCCCUUGUCUUUGGUGGAAACUACCUUCACAGCUUCUCUAUUCCAAUGCAGGUGACUGUCAGAGAUCAAGAAACUCGAGGCCAAACCAAGAAGAAGUUCACUUACCAAUGCUACGACCAGAUCUUGUGGUAUUACGUAGCUGAAGUUGUGCAAAAGACAUUAGCAAAGGAUUAUGUUCGACUUUUCAAAAGAGACGAGUACGACGAGAUUCAGCAAAGGUUGGCCAUUUGUCCAGAAGAGUUCAAAAAUUGUUGUUAUGACAUUUUGCUGCCAAAACCAGAGUUUUAUGACGAUCCUCACACUGGCGAUCCAAUUCAGUUCAACUUUGAUCCGAUCGACAGGACUAUCAUUCCACCUCCAACAAAGUUCAACGAAGGUAAUAUUUGAUGGUGUAGUGUGGUUUAAAGCUUCAUUUUUUAAACUUUAAAAAUUAUUUUGAAGUUUUUUUUUAAAUAGUUUCAUUUUUAAAAGUUAUCAUUAAUAAUUCCUUAUUUUUCCAGAUUACCUCAACGAUUUGACGCUGUUCGAGAAGAAAGGCCUUUACAAGUUGAAGGAACUUCUCGGAGACUUCCGGAAUCUGAAUCUAAACCGAAGAUUCUGCAAAGUUGCUGAAGGAAUUCGACGACCAAGACAUUUGCUACAGGAUUUCCAGGUAUGUUUUCUCCCUCGGGAAAUAAACAAACAAGUCGUGGUGGGAGAAGAAAACAGUUUUUUGUUUUUUUAUUUUUUUUCGGAAAAUAUUUUUUCAAGCUUUUUAAAGGUCGCUAAUGUCUAUAAUGUUGCGUAAAAGCAAUUUUAUGGGCAUGGAAUUUGAUUUUAUUAUCUAGAUUUGUUUUAUUUUAGCACAUUUUGGACCACAUCAGCUAUAUGGAACUUCAAAAGGACACAGUGUUGGUCAAGAACUCUCAAACCAACAAAAUGGGAAUCGAAAAGGUUGAAUCUCAAGAGAAUGGAGGUAAAUUUGAAACGAAAGAUGAAGAUAUGCCCGUUUUGAAGAAUGAAGUAUACUCAGAUAUUAACAACAGCCUGAAUUCUCAAGAAAAUCGCAUUUCAAAUUUCAAUGAAAGCCAAGAUUCUCGAUUAAACUAUAGCCAAGGUUCGGAAGCCAAAAGCCAAGCUGAUAGCAAUGUGAACGAUGAAAAUGUGUCAAAACAAAGUCGUUUAGACGAUAAACAAAGCGUUGAUAACAACGCAAGCCAAGAAAACACCGAUGUUACACAGAAUUCGACUGAAAGUCAAACCAAAACGGAAAAUGGCGAAAAUCAAUUGAGCCAAGAGCCAGAGAAGAUUAAGAAGCCAAAAAGGACGAAGAAGGCAACGAAAAAUGAAGAUGAUGAAGAAUGGACACCUGGACAAGAAGUGGAAAAGGCUGAAAGAAGCAAAUCGAAGAGUGAUGAAGAAGAUGAGGAUAUUAACCUUGAUGGUGAAACUGUGCCAAAGAAGCGGAAGAAGGAAAAACACGUGAAGAGAGUUAGCGGAAUGAUUGCUAGAGUUAAUAGUAAGUGAUUUUCGUUAGUUUUCGAAUUUUUAGAGUUGAAAUCAGAGAUUUGUUUAGACAGUUUAACUCUUGUUUUGCAAGAGCGAAUUCAUAGUCUUAGUUUAGGAAUAUUGGAGUCUUUUUGAUGCUUCAGACUAACUUUACUUUAUUAGUACUUUGGCCAAAGUAUAAAUUAUUUUAAAAUCAAAAACUUCUGAAGUUUUAAAACAAAAGUGGGUAAAACUGAUAUUGUUAUAGGCAAAGGAAAGAUUACAAGUCCAACAGAACACAAGAAACCUGAAAGCUUUACCCAACCAGCAAAAAGAAGACGUUCCUACUUGAAAUCGAACAAGGAACAUCAUAAUAACACGUCAACUGAACAUCCACAUGGUUCGAAACAUCCCCCGAAACAUCAUUUAGAUGCUCCACCUCCAGAAGCAGAGGCACCAGUUGAUUUGGUACCACUUGGACGCAAAUUUAAUCAUCAACAUGUUUCGAACUUGAAGAGGGUAAACGCUCACCUUGUUCCAGUGGCUGUACAUGGCGCCAAGUUGACCAUUCAUGUUGAUGAAAAGAAACCGAAGAAGCGUAAGUUUAUAUUUUUGUUGGAUUUUGUGUUUUUAGGUCUCAUAUGGAAGAGCUGUUCAUGUUUUAUGUUAUAAGGAGUCGUGAUAACAUAGCAGAACACAUAUCUCAAGGUUUUGAGAUUGAUUUUAAACUUAUUUUUUUGUUUAAUGUUGUGUUUGUGUAAUGUAAUAUUUUUCAGACAAGAUUAGCCAUUCUCCCCAUUCUUCUUCAUCAGAACAACAAAAAUUAUUCAACGACAUGUUCAUGAGUCAACCUACCGAAAAACGAAAGGUUUCGUUGCCAAAACAUAGUCCAACAAGUUCGCAAGCUUCAACUUCAAGCAAAGGUAAUUAACUUGGUUAAUAUUUUGAUCUUUAGAUUGUUUUUAUCUAUGUUUUAUGUUGUAAUAGAGUAUUCAUGUAAGAAAAAGAAAGAUUUGUGUUAUUUAAUUAUGUUUUAACACAAUUUACAUUUUAGCUUAUUCUCCGAAGCCAGCAAUAUCACCUAUCAGUACCAGCUCUCCUGGCUUGUCGUCUCCAACCAAGUACCGACAUGGUGGUGAGAUCUAGCGUUACUAACUCUUGAUUUAAAGAAUAAUUGUUUUCUUUAAUAGUGAAAAGGAUUUGAUUUAUGGAUGUUUGUUAAAUUAUAUUAUUAUAGACAUUCCAUACACGCCUACGAGACCAAACCUCAACUUGAGUGGAAUACACACACCUUUUUCGGCUAGCAAUCCCUACAAUCAGUCGUUCAACUUUACGCCAGGUGGAUAUGAUCCUAGAACGGUUAUGUCACCGCCAGCAAAACCGGAUAGGUAUGUUUUUAAAACGUUUUGACUGUUUUGGAAUUUUAGAACGGCUGUUUUGUUAAAGGGAAACCGUAAAGGAUGAUGAAUAUAUAGUAAUAUUUAUCUGUAUAAUUCGAAUUUCUUCUUCCUGAAGUAAAGGGCUUUAUAAAGUCACUUUUUGAAAAAAUGCAAAUUAUAAAAAUUUGCUGUUUUUCAAAAUUAACGGUUUACUCUUUCAGCCAACUUCUUCAAUCUAGCCUAUAUUCCCCAACUGCGAGGCCAGCUCCAGCCGCACCGAACAGUUUUAAGCCACCGCCGGUUGCAUUCAAAUACCAAAAUGCGAUGGACGAACUAGAUGAUAUCAACAAUAUUCUAGGCAUGGACAAUUAG
Bursaphelenchus okinawaensis is the source of this 3849-nucleotide messenger RNA. The record is from the annotation of a GenBank genome assembly. NCBI's taxonomy places the organism in Eukaryota, Metazoa, Nematoda, Chromadorea, Rhabditida, Aphelenchoididae.